Messenger RNA from Carassius carassius (crucian carp), 852 nucleotides. It is a transcript of the gene tmem203, whose product is annotated as transmembrane protein 203. NCBI's taxonomy places the organism in Eukaryota, Metazoa, Chordata, Actinopteri, Cypriniformes, Cyprinidae. Gene Ontology annotation, biological process: intracellular calcium ion homeostasis. The record is from RefSeq and is a predicted model, not a curated record. The coding region runs from base 351 to 773 and encodes 140 amino acids. The transcript has 2 exons. Gene Ontology annotation, cellular component: endoplasmic reticulum.
AGCAUAUCUCAGUUAGCUUGUGUUCUUUACAGCUGCUUAUCUACCUCUGUCAACCCACCCGUUCAUUAAUAAUCCUUUAAAAAUGUAGCUUGCCUUUAUAUAUUUGUCUUCAACCAUCACUUCGAACGAUAUCUGUCAGGUUUCGACAGAGAGUCAAAUGCAUAAGUCAGAAGGUGGACCUGGUCCAUCUCAGAAAGAGCAUGAUGCUGCCAAAAUAGUGAAACGCUCAUUAGUGGAGGAUUUUUCGUAGGCUUGAAUACCCAUUAAAUGCUUCUCUUCACUUCCAGUUUCUUAGGCUAGUGUUUUGAUCUUAGUCUCUCCAGUAAACACUAAAUUGUGUCCCAUUAAUAAUGCUGUUCUCUCUGCGAGAGCUGGUGCAAUGGCUGGGCUUUGCCACAUUCGAGCUGUUCCUCCACUUGGGCGCGCUGCUGGUCUUCAGUGUGCUGGUGGCCCUACACAUGGACGUGGACAAGCAGACUCUUAAGAUGAGCUGGUGGCUUGUCUUCUCACCCUUGUUUGCUGCUGAUGGCCUCAGCACUUACUUCACAGCCAUUGUAUCCAUCCGCCUCUAUCAAGAAGGAGAGAAGCGGCUGGCAGUGCUGCGCUUGCUGUGGGUGCUGACCGUGCUCAGCCUCAAGCUGGUGUGUGAGGUGCUGAUAUGCCAGAAAUUGGCCGAACAGGACCAGGCAAGUGAUUUGUGGUUUGGGCUUAUCGUUUCCCCCCUUUUCAUCCUUCUGCAGCUGCUCAUGAUUCGUGCUUGUCGUGUCAAUUAAAGGACAACCCAUCUGCACACAUGACAGUGGACUUAUGUGAAUGAAAUGGACUCCUGUAGGUCUCAUUCAAACCAGGAGU